Messenger RNA from Colletotrichum phormii, 2212 nucleotides. RefSeq lists its product as uncharacterized. Gene Ontology annotation, cellular component: membrane. The record is from RefSeq and is a predicted model, not a curated record. Bases 20 to 2008 code for a protein of 662 amino acids. Gene Ontology annotation, molecular function: transmembrane transporter activity. Gene Ontology annotation, biological process: transmembrane transport. The transcript has 3 exons. NCBI's taxonomy places the organism in Eukaryota, Fungi, Ascomycota, Sordariomycetes, Glomerellales, Glomerellaceae.
AAUUGUCGUCGCCAUCAAUAUGGCUUCGGAUCCGAAGCGAGAAAAGAUUGGCGACCAGUCAUCGUCAGACCAUGCCGAGACCGAGUAUGCUCACAUGGACCACCCGGGACGGCAGUCCGAGGCCACAGCGGUGGAUGAGGAAGAGAGAAAGCGCCUAGAGGCUUCCCGCAAGCUGGAGAACCCUCUUGCUGGCUUUACACCCGAACAGUUGAGUCAAAAAGGCGAGGACUACUGUCGAGAACAUGGUAUCACCGACGAAGAAGACAUUCGAGCUUUUCGCCUUGGCGCCAUGAUCGCCGGCAAUAUGAACAAGUACGACAGCAUGACCGAGAUCACUGCGGAUGAACGCGCAGUGCUUGACGGCGAGGCUACUCACAAGUGGCGGAACCCGAAGAUGCUCUAUGGUGUUGUUGCCAGUCGGUCUUCCAGUCUCUUUACUCUUUUUCCUAUUUUCACCUUUUCCUUGUCUUUUCUUCUACAUACCCCUCCAGCCUCUCUCUGUGGUAUGGACGAGACCGUUGUCAAUGGCGCCCAGUCUUUCUACAAAAAGCAGUUCGGCAUCGGAGGAGAAACUGAGCGAGACACCUGGCUCCUUGGCCUGACAAACUCUGCUCCCUAUCUCUGCUGUGCCGUCAUCGGUUGCUGGCUUACAGAGCCCAUGAACAAACAUUUCGGCCGCCGUGGCACUGUCUUCAUUUCUUGUCUCAUCUCUGCCCUGGCCUGCUUUUGGCAGGCUUUCACCAACACUUGGUGGCACAUGUUCAUCGCUCGCUUCUUCCUUGGCUUUGGCAUCGGCCCCAAGUCUGCCACCACCCCCAUCUUCGCCGCCGAAUGUGCGCCGCCUCGCCUGCGUGGCGCUCUCGUUAUGCAGUGGCAGCUAUGGACGGCUUUUGGCAUCAUGAUGGGUUACGUUGCCGACUUGGCAUUCUACUACGUGCCUGACAAGGGCGGUAUUGUCGGCCUCAACUGGAGGCUGAUGAUGGGCAGCGCCAUGCUGCCUGCUGUCCUUGUCUGCGCAUGUUGCUACAUGUGCCCUGAAUCCCCCAGAUGGUGCCUCACUAAGAACCGCCACUUCGACGCUUACAAGUCCAUGUGCCAGCUGCGCUUCAAGAAGGUGCAGGCGGCUCGCGACCUCUUCUACGCCAACGCCCUCCUUCAAGCUGAGAAGGGGACUCAAGGCAUCGGUAAACAGAACCGUUUGAAAGAGUUCUUCACCGUCAGAAGGAACAGGAACGCCAUGAUUGCCUCGGAAAUCUGCAUGAUUUUUCAACAAUUGUGUGGCGUGAACAUUAUUGCCUACUACAGCUCCGAGAUUUUCCUGGCUGCUAAAUUCACAGAAGUGAGCGCCCUAUCGGCAUCUCUUGGCUUUGGCAUCAUAAAUUGGCUCUUUGCUCUUCCGGCCUUCUAUACGAUUGACACUUUCGGACGGCGUAACUUGCUCCUGACGACUUUCCCGUUGAUGGCGAUCUGUCUGUUCUUCACUGGCUUCUCGUUCUAUAUACCUACAAAUCCCGCCAAGAUUGCCUGCAUCGCCCUGGGUAUCUAUCUUUUCGGCAUGGUCUACUCUCCUGGCGAGGGACCAGUUCCUUUCACCUACUCAGCCGAGGCCUACCCGCUGUACAUCCGUCCCAUUGGCAUGUCCCUGGCAACGGCCACGACAUGGUUCUUUAAUUUCAUCCUCGCUGUAACUUGGCCCUCUCUCCAGAAGGCCUUCACACCGACGGGCGCCUUUGGGUGGUAUGGUGGCUGGAACAUCGUUGGCUUCUUCCUGGUGUUGUUCUUUCUCCCGGAGACAAAGGAAAAGACCCUCGAGGAGCUGGACGCCGUGUUCAGCGUUCCUCUGCGGACCUUUGCGCGGUACGGACUCGCGCAGUUCUUCUACUUUUGGAAAAGGUACAUCUUUAGGCAGGAUAUCAGCCCGCCUGCUGUGCCGCAUGCUGGAGGGAUCGAUUAUCACCAAGAUUCAUUUAAGCAGGAGAAGCAGCAUAACCCGACUGCCCGUAUUUAAAGAGUUUUGUCAGAAGUGUAUUUGACCAUCGGAGACAAGUCUUGCUGCUGUUCAGCCAGAGCAGCGGGUAAUUGUUCAAGGGGUCCAGAAAGAGAUAGCCGCUGUAUAGUAAUGAGUGAUGAUACCGCUCUCUAUUUUUUAAGUAUAACGUACCUGCAUAGCGAGCGACGCAUCAUAGCGAGCGACGCACUCUCUCAAACCUUU